AUGACUACAUCGAAAGACCCUAACGUGAUUGGCUCGCACUACCAAGUGGAUGGCGAAGUUCAUUCGAGAGUUCCUCGCUUGAGACGCAAUAUGCGAGGCGUACAAGAAGAUCUUGCCAAGCGACUAGAAAAGAAAGCAAAUGAGAAUAUCAAUCAAGUUCAGCACAGCUUUACUGACUUGUCUGUGAAUGAUAGUGGAAUGGGUGUUAAUGUGACAAUUGGAGGUAGAGGAGGUGCGGGAGUUGGCGUAGGUGUGGAAACGGGAGCUGUAUUCUUGUCCAACUUUGGCUCUACUUGGAAUAUAAAUGGUCAACAUAGUACAAACAGCACAAUUAGCAUGAGAAAUGUCAAUGUUUGCGAAGUGCCUCAUUUUAACCACCAAAUGAGAAACUGCAAUGAGCAUCGAGUUCGGUUUCGUGAGUCUUCUUCGUCAGUGGCGUAUGAUCAGCUGUCGAUUAGAGAUUCAUCUAGUGACAACGAAGCAGGACAAACACAGGAAGGAAGAACGAAUGGGUCUUCUUCUUUGGGAGUUUCGUCAAGGUACUUGCAAAAAAUGAUACAACAAGUCUGCAUUGCAUUGGAUAUGUCAUUUACCCAGCUGAGUAUGAGUAAAGUUAUUGAUAGGAUUAACGAGUUGAAAACGAGCCAAUCCGUAUCCUUUCAAACGCAAACCUGGAUGCGUGAGCGUGACAACUUGCACAAGAAAAUUGCUAAUUUGGAAGAAUUAGUAUUAGAGAAGAAGAAUACGAUAAAGGUGCUCAAUUCAGAUGUCCAAAAGUUGAAACAGGUUGAAUCAAUGCAAGUGAAAGAGAUUGAAUCGUUGAAUGUGCAAUUGAAGGAGUCUUCAGUUAUUGCCAACAAGACAUUGCUGGAACUAACGGAGUGCAAAUUGGCAUAUGAAUCGUUUGAAAAUGAUGUAAAUGCAAAGUCACACCAACAAGAGGAACAGAUUCAAGAAUUGGCAAUUAAAAAUGACGCAUUAUUCAAAGAGAAGCUGCAAUUGACUCAAGAUUUAGAGAAGCACAAAGCACAUCAUUUGGAGCUAUUGAAAGCUAAUGGCACGUUGUCGACUAAUCUCGAGGUGAUAAAACAGUCACAUUCGGACGAGCGGAGCCAAUUUGAGAAGAAGUUGCGCCACUUAAAGAAGCAAGUGAGUGAAAAGGAUGUCAAGAUUGAUGCUCUCACUAGUCAAAUUGCCGCCGUCAAGACCAAAUGUAAUCGAAGAUUAACCACGAUGGAAGAAGAGUGCAGCUUGGUGGCUGAUUCCCGCGCCGUUGAAAUCAAGCUUUUACGUGAUAUUAUCAAUAAGCAUUUCGAAAACGGGACAGACAAUUGGCAACAACAACAACAACAACAACAACAACAACAACAACAACAACAACAACUAAAUCAGUACGAGUUGCCAACCUCACCACAACUCAGUGCUCUUGUUUUACCAUCGUCAAUGUCUGCGGGCCCCAAGAGAUCAAAAUCGUUGUCCAUUCCAAAGAGCAGCACCAAUAUCCCACUACCAUCGCCAAAACCCUUGUCCGGUGGACAAGAUAUCAAACUCGCACCUUCAUCAAUCCCAGUCCUCUUCCAGCGUCAACAACAUCAUCAGCCACUCGUAUCCACAUCCAUCCCGUCCUCCACUAGCACGCUCUACUUGCACCAACUCUACGAAGACCGAUACUUGCACUUGCUCAAACAAUGCAAAGACUUGACCGACUCAAACACAAUCCAUCAUUCAACAAUGGACAAUCUCCUCCUGAUCCACCAGCACUAUUUCGCCAAGUUGAUUCCUCAACAUGAACGAUUGGGGUACUUUAGAUUGUUGAUGAAGGAGUAUCAUGUGCGUAAAUUGUUGAAUGCGGGUGAUUGGAACUUGAUUAAGAAGUUGGUUGAGACUGAUGCUGGAUUAAUGAGCGAUGUGAAUAAGAGAUUGAAUGAGUUGGAUAAGUAUGUGUUGUGA
Lodderomyces theae is the source of this 1950-nucleotide messenger RNA. RefSeq lists its product as uncharacterized. Bases 1 to 1950 code for a protein of 649 amino acids. Lineage: Eukaryota; Fungi; Ascomycota; Pichiomycetes; Serinales; Debaryomycetaceae. The transcript has a single exon. The record is from RefSeq and is a predicted model, not a curated record.